Myzus persicae (green peach aphid) is the source of this 4329-nucleotide messenger RNA. RefSeq lists its product as uncharacterized. The transcript has 26 exons. Lineage: Eukaryota; Metazoa; Arthropoda; Insecta; Hemiptera; Aphididae. Gene Ontology annotation, biological process: response to oxidative stress. Bases 47 to 4102 code for a protein of 1351 amino acids. Gene Ontology annotation, molecular function: peroxidase activity; heme binding. The record is from RefSeq and is a predicted model, not a curated record.
AGCUAAUAUCAGACACAGUCGUCGCUUUAUUUCUUUGAGUUCAACAAUGGAAAAAGUUACAUUUUUUUUAGUCCUACUUGUCAGCUUAUCGUGUGACUGUGGCAAUUCUCAAAAUGAAAACAACGAACCCAACGCAUAUACUUACGGUACGCCAAGAAAACGUGCCAGACAUGGAAUAGUACAAACCAUCAAUAUCCUAGGUGAAGAUACACACGAUUUUCCAGUUAGCGAUGAGCCAGUAUUAGAUUCAUAUCCUUCUAAGAUACCGUCUUUGAAUCCUUCAAAGUCAAUUGGAUUUCUGCAGCCACAAGAAAUCAGUCUAGCCGAUCAAUGUUUUCCUAGGCCUCAGUGUGAUUUUUUUAGCAAGUACAGAACCAUAGAUGGUAGUUGUAAUAAUUUACUAUACCCGACUUGGGGACAAACUAACACAGCCAACACACGAAUUAUUCAAGCUAAUUAUUCGGAUGGUUAUUCACAGCCAAGAAAAUCAGUAUCUGGUCACGACUUGCCAGAAGUCCGAAAAAUACGUAAAACAAUAUUUAAAGACAUUGACAAAUCUUCACACACACAUAAUUUAUUUGUCAUGCAAUAUGCUCAAAUCGUUACACACGAUACAGCAAGUACAUUAAUCAAAGAAAAAGGACCUUAUGGUCCAGUGAAGUGUUGCAAUGAUGAUGGUUCAGCGCCGGAAGUUAUACCAAAAGAAUGUCUUCAGAUUAGAACCACAUAUGAUGAACCUGAAUCAAAAAACCGUUGCUUAUCCAUCCCCAGAUCACUUGACACAUCGGAUAAGGGUUGUAGCAUUAAACCGGUCAGACAAAUACUCGGAGUCUCCAGUUAUAUCGACGCAUCGGUAUUAUAUGGCACAGACUAUGCAACAUCGCGUUCUAUAAGAACAUUCAAAUAUGGAAAACUCAGACGGCAAUUGGGACCAAAUGGAAAACCGUUCUUACCCAAUCUAAAAAAACCAACAGAACUUUGCAACGUUACUCAAGACACCACAGUGUGCUACCUUUCAGGUGACCCAAGAAUCAACAUACAUCCACAAAUGGCAGUUGUAACAACUUCAUUAUUGAGACUACACAACUAUUUAUGUGAUGAGCUUAGUUGCUUGAACCCCAAUUGGGAUGAUGAGCGAUUAUACCAAGAAGCCAGGAGAAUACUCAUUGCAAUGCACCAACACAUUACAUACAAUGAAUUUGUUCCAAUACUUUUAGGAAGAGAUUUCGCCAGAGAAAACUAUUUACUACCAAUGACUAAUGGAUUUGACGAUAGUUACGAUCAAUAUUUAAAUCCGACUACAACAACCAGUUUUACAGCCGCUGCAUUCAGAUCAAUGCAUAGCUCCAUACCUGGAUUUAUUGAUUUGGUGAAUGAAGCCCGAAAAAUAAAAUCGAAAAUACGGAUAGGUGAUUUCUUUUUUAAGCCCGACAUAGUACAAAGACAAGAUAAUUAUGAUAGCUUCAUCAGAGGGUUGCUAACUCAACAUGUGCAAGAAGUAGAUCAAUAUUUUACAGAAGAGAUAAGUGAGUCGGCAAUCAGAAUUCCGGAGAGACACCAAAGAGUUGACUUGGUCAGCAUAGACAUGGAGCGGGGUAGAGAUUACGGAGAGCCACCUUAUAAUAAAUUUAGGCAACUCUGCGGAUUGAGCGAGGCCAAGAGCUUUGACAGCCUGAUCGAUCAAAUGGAUAAAAAACAUGUCGAGGCCCUAUCGAAAAUGUACAAACACGUGGACGAUAUCGAUUAUUACGUGGCUGGUCUCUUGGAAAAAUCAAAACCCGGAACUGUAUUAGGUCAUACGUUCCAAUGCGUUGUCGGGGAGAUGUUUUUCAGAUUAAAGUAUGGCGAUCGAUAUUACUAUGAAUUCGGGAAUCAGAUUGGUUCUUUUAAAAUAGAACAACUCAAUGAAAUAAGAAAAACGACAUUAGCACUCAUCGUGUGUUUAACAUCAGAUAUUUACUCUGUACAACGGAAUAUGUUUGAGAUACCCAGCAAUCGUAAUCCAUUGGUAUCCUGCAGCUCUAUACCAAAACCUGAUUUGUCUGCCUGGAAAGAAGAUAAAAAGAAAAUGAAAAGAAUCAUUAUUGUUUUCUCGUUGUUUGUUUGUGUAUCGUGUAAUUUUCAUAAACAUGAAGAAACCGAACUCAAAUCAGAUAAGAAUAGACGGCCAGAAUCACUGUGUUUACAUGCCAAAAAUAAUGUUCUCAAGAAAAACAAUUUUUUUCGGGAUGAAGGAAUUCAUAAUGUGUCGAUAAUGAGGGACGAACAUGCAGUUGUAGAUUCAAAUCCAGCUAAGAUACCAUCUCUAAUGGAUCCAUCAAAAUCGGUUGGACUGUUAUCACCAAUAGACGUUGACCUUGCCGAUAAAUGUUUUCCUAAGCCCAAGUGUGAUCCCAAUGCACCAUUUAGAACCAUAGAUGGCGGUUGUAAUAAUUUGAAUUUUCCAGUUUGGGGACAAGCGAAUACAGCGAAUACCCGAAUUAUCGAGGCAAAUUACUUGGAUGGUAAAUCGCAGCAAAGAAAAGCAAUUUCGGGUCGCGAAUUGCCAAAUUCCAGACAUAUACGAACGACUUUGUUCUUAGAUGUGCAGAAACCAGCACCAGAACAUAAUGUAUUGGUCACGCAAUUCGGACAAAUGAUUGCACACGAUACUGAAUUGGCAUUUCCUAAGCUUUCAGUAAAUGGCGGUAAACUCGAGUGUUGUAACCCAGAUGGUACGACUCCAAAAUUUCUGCCGAAAGGGUGCCUUCCAAUAACAAUCCCACUAAACGAUCCUGGUUCGAAAAAACGAUGUUUGUCCAUUCCACGAUCAGCUGAUACGUCGGACAUAGGUUGUCAGAUUCAACCGGUCAGACAACUUAUUGGUGUUAGCAGUUUUAUUGACGGCUCCGCAUUAUACGGUUCAGAUACUGUUACGGCAAGAAGUUUACGUACACUUAUUAAUGGCAAGCUAAAAACACAGAUUGGACCUAAUGGAAAAUCAUACUUAUCAAAUGUCAAAAAACCAACACAAUCGUGCAACGUCCCUACAGAUAACUCUGUGUGCUAUGCUUCAGGGGAUCCGAGAGUUAACCAACAUCCCAACAUGGCAGUCAACACAAUUUCCUUAAUGAGAUUGCACAACAUAUUGUGUGAUGAGUUUAAACGAUUGAACCCCACGUGGAACGACGAAAAAAUAUAUCAACAAGCCAGGAGAUUAGUCAUCGCAAUGUAUCAGCAUGUUACAUACAAUGAAUUUUUGCCGGUGAUUUUGGGUAGAGAUUAUUGCAGAGCAAAUAAAUUACUACCGUUGAAUGAUGGAUUUGACGAUAAUUAUGACGCAUUCUUAAACCCGACUACAUUCACUAGUUUUACCGCUGCUGCGUAUAGAGGUCUCCACAGUUAUAUACAAGGAUCGAUGGAUUUGGUUAAUGAAUCCAGACAAACCACAUCAACGUUCCGUUUAAGUGACAUAUUCUUGAGACCUGACAUUGUGCAAAACAAAGACAAUUAUGAUAGUCUCGUCAGAGGAAUGUUGACCCAACACGCACAAGGACAAGAUCAAUUUUUCACGACAGAGAUCACUGAAUUCCUAUUCAGAAGCCCGAACAAAACAGACGGUUCUGACUUGAUCACCUUAGACAUGGAACGCGGCCGAGAUUUCGGUGAACCCCCUUAUAAUAAAUUCAGACAGCUGUGUGGUUUGAGAGCGGCCAGAACAUUUGGUGACUUUACCGAUCAAAUAAGUAAAAAAAACGUGGAUGCCUUAGCUAGCAUGUACGAACACGUGGACGAUGUUGACUAUUACGCAGCUGGUAAUUUAGAAAAACAGAAACCGGGAUCCAUAUUUGGGCAUACAUUCCAAUGCAUCAUCGGUGAAAUGUUUUUCAGAUGGAAAUUUGGUGACAGAUUUUAUUACGAAUUCGGAAAGCAACCGGGUUCUUUUACCUUAGACCAACUUAAAGAAAUACGAAAAACGACAUUAGCUUUCAUAAUGUGUGUAACGUCAGACAUUCGUCUCAUACAACGCAAUGCAUUUGAUGUACCUAGUGGUCGAAACCCAUUGGUAUCUUGCAACUCAAUAACAAAACUCAAUCUGGCUCCCUGGAUAGAUAAUUUAUAGGAAUAUCGUUCGUCAAACACUUUAGUUCCACAUAUUUAUAUACUUUGUCUCAUAUGUACCUAGUAUAUAAGUAAGUAGUAUAUUAUGUGCUUAGUAUUAGAAAUUAGAACGAAGUAUAGUAAUCCGGGUACUACGUAAUUAAAAUUUAAAAAAAAUUGUAACUAUAUUAAUUGUAUACUUUCUAAGUGUAGAGAAUAUUAAAAACUAAGUGGUUGAUAAUUAUUUAA